This is a messenger RNA of Filobasidium floriforme, 687 nucleotides long. Its product is annotated as putative transcription initiation factor iia small chain. Gene Ontology annotation, biological process: transcription initiation at RNA polymerase II promoter; RNA polymerase II preinitiation complex assembly. The record is from RefSeq and is a predicted model, not a curated record. Gene Ontology annotation, molecular function: TBP-class protein binding; RNA polymerase II general transcription initiation factor activity. NCBI's taxonomy places the organism in Eukaryota, Fungi, Basidiomycota, Tremellomycetes, Filobasidiales, Filobasidiaceae. The transcript is spliced from 5 exons. Gene Ontology annotation, cellular component: transcription factor TFIIA complex. Bases 115 to 486 code for a protein of 123 amino acids.
GCUGGGCCACUGCCUGCAAGAACAACUGAUCACUUUCAACUGAUACUCUGUACAUCGACAUUGCGCCCUAAUCCCGAAACAGGUACAAGAUUUCAUAGUUCUAUCUGAUUCACGAUGGCUGACGAACAGAGGGGAGCGACCUAUCUUGAAAUCUAUAGGGGUUCAGCCCUCGGCAGAUCACUUUGCGAUGCUCUGGACGAGAUGGUGCAUCACGGACAGAUGACCCCUCCCUUGGCCAACGAGAUCCUCUUGCAGUUCGACCGUAGCAUGACCCUAGCUUUACAGAAGUCAGUCAAAGCCAAGUCGUCUAUCAAGGGCCACCUGAAGACGUACCGUUCGGUGGACGAAGUCUGGAAUUUCAGCAUCCAACAGCCAAACCUCAAGCUAGAAAGCUUGUCAGCAUUAGCAGCUGGUGACAAAAGCGGGACUGAGACACUGGUCAUCGAUCAGAUCGAUAUCGUCGCUUGCAAGGCGCCCAACACAUGAACACUGCCGGUAUCACACCUGGGGCACGGCCAAACCAGACUAGUUCCUCCCGGAGUUUAUAGUUUCACUCCUUUCCAUACGUUUUCCGGCUGCACGAUACAAACCUCACGACCUUCAUGUAUUCCCAAUCUGAUAUUCACUGCUAAUAACUGUAUAGUGACGAUACCAAUGAAAGACGCAAACACAUCUAUUCAGGACUGU